AUGUCCAUACUUUCAUCAUUCAUAUACAAAAGACUCAUAAGACUACGAUGUAGAAGAUGCAUUCAUUGCUCAUCUACCAGCUUUAAACUCAAUACUCACAAUGAACUUACUUUUGAAACUGUUAUCAAAGCAACUGCAAAAUUUAAAAAUGCAAAUGAAAUAAAUGAAGACAAACCACUUCAACAAGUUGACAAGUUCUCACCAGAAUAUAAGAAUGAAAUGGAUACAUUGAUAAACAAUCCUGAGCGAUUGGAAGUUGUAGAUAAAAUGGAAAAAUUAAAAUCUAACAAAGACGCGUCUGAAUCAAUACCUCCCAAAGAGUCCAAAAGAACUGCAAGAUUGAAAAAACUAUCAAAAUCAUCUAAAAUAACAUUUGAUAUUAAUUCAGCAUAUCAAACUACAAAGGAUAUGGCUAAAAAACCUUUAAGACAAUGUAUACCGCCAAAAACUAAAGAUAUACCACAAUUAGCACAUAAUCUAGAUAGAGUAUUAUUUUCUCCAGGAAUUCAUUUUUUACAAGAUCCAAGAACAAGAGUUUAUAAUUUUUCACCAUUUUUAAAAAAAGUUAUUAGUUAUAAAGAUUUUAAUUUUGAUGCAAUUGGAUCUUAUACACCAGUUGAUAAACAUAAAACAUUACUUGAAAAUGCUAAAAAAUUUAAAAAACAAUUUUAUUCAAGUACUUCAUCAAUGACAUCAAUGUUGAGUAAGUUUUAUAUGGUUUUAAAUAAUUAUUCACCAAGGAAAAUUGAAAGAUUUGGGGAUAUUCCUUUUACUGGAUUAGCAACUAAAUUACCAAGUAGUUUAUUUGUUGAACCAAAGGGAGUGUAUGAUAUUGAAGGAAAACAAGAAACUGUUUAUUCAAUACAGGCUGAUAAAUCAUGUGAUUCGGAAAUUAUUUUAAGUGCAAUGGGACUUUGUAUGGAAUGUUUAUUAACUAAUCCAGAAGAUGAAUUUGUAAAAUAUCGAAAAGAUCAUGAAGAUUCAGAACCAGAACAACCUAAAAAUUCAUAUAAUUAUGCAGGAUUUGGAAAAUUUUUAAUGAGAUCACAAUUAGAUUGUUUUGAUCCAAGAUUACCAAAUAACGGAACAUUUGAUUUAAAAACAAGAGCUUCAACAAAUAUUAGGUAUAACUCUCAUGAUCCUAAUUCAAGUGAAACUAAUUAUCAAAUUUUUAAAUUAAAAGGUAAUUAUGAAAGUUAUGAAAAAGAAUUUAAAGAUUUAAUUAGAACAGGUGCUUUAUUAAAAUAUUUAUUUCAAGCAAGAAUUGGUCAAAUGGAUGGGAUUUUUAUAGCUUAUCAUAAUAUUAAUUCGAUUUUUGGAUUUCAAUAUUUACCAGUUGAAGAACUUGAUAAAAUAUUUUAUUCUCGUGUAUCAAAUGAUGAUGUUUUAAUGGAAGACGCAACUGACGAAGAAGUUGAAAGGUUUUUACAAAAUGAUAAUUUACCUUCUUAUGUUGGAGAAAUGCAAUUUAAAUUUUCAAUGGAAAUAUGGGAAAUUUUAUUGACUGAACAUAUUUUGAAAGAUUUACCGAAAGAUACGGCAUUUAGACUCGUUGCACAAACUUAUAAACCUCCAUAUGGUAAACAAAAUCAACUCAAAAUAUAUGUCAUUCCUGUCACUCCAAAAGAGAUAAACACAUUUCAACUGUUUAAUGAAAAAUACCCACUGGAUUUCAAAUCAAAUUUAACACCAGAACAAAGAGAUAUCAACUUACAAGCACAUGCAAAAGAAUUGAAAAAAUUCAAUUCUGAAACUUUAAAAGAUAAACAAUUACUUUCUUAUAUUAUAUCCAUGGGUAAUGGUAAUAUUGAUGGUCAAUUAAAACCAUACUCGGAAUUACCAACAAGUAUAAAUCAACCAUGGAAUUUACAAUAUCACAUCAAGAGACAAAAAAAUCCAACUAUUGAAGAAUUUGAACAAGUUUUUGAAUUACCUAUACAACAAUUAACUGGUAUAUCACCUAAUGAAUCGAAUACUUAUAAAUCUAAAUUUAUCAAAAAUUUACAAGAUAUACAUAAAAGAUAUGAAAAAUUAGGAGGAGCUAGAAAACAAAAUUGGAAGGAGUUAGAACAAAUUCCAAAAGUAUAUAGACCAAAAUAUCAAUUAUAA
Messenger RNA from Lodderomyces pseudojiufengensis, 2109 nucleotides. It is a transcript of the gene PET127, whose product is annotated as Pet127p. The transcript has a single exon. Lineage: Eukaryota; Fungi; Ascomycota; Pichiomycetes; Serinales; Debaryomycetaceae. Bases 1 to 2109 code for a protein of 702 amino acids. Gene Ontology annotation, cellular component: mitochondrial envelope; mitochondrion. The record is from RefSeq and is a predicted model, not a curated record. Gene Ontology annotation, biological process: mitochondrial RNA 5'-end processing.